AUGACGUGCCCGGAGGAGAGCUACACCUCGGUGCUCGUCACGCGCUACUGCCGCUCGUCGCCGCUGCUCAAGACGUUCUCCGAGAAGAACAAGACGAUCCUCUGGCGCCAACUGUGGAUUUGGCUGGCCGAGGCGGAGCUGGAGCUCGGGUUGAAGCAGAUCACCCAAGAAGCCGUCGACGAACUGAAGGCCAACCGCGACAACAUCGACUGGCCGCUGUUGCGCGCCGAAGAAAGGCGGCUGAAGCACGACGUGAUGGCGCACAACCACACGUACGGAAAGGCGGCAAAUCGGCACGAUGCCUUCUUCGUCGUUUUCCUAUCAAAUGAGGAAAGGGCGUUUUCGAUAUUCGAACAGAAAGCUUGCCGAGAAGAUCGUGACUACGUGAUUUGGGACUACCACGUGAUUCUCGUUGAGAAGGUCGACGGCGCGUCCAAGGUCUACGAUCUUGACACAAGGCUCGACUUCCCGUGCCCAUUUACCGAAUAUUGCGAAGAAUCAUUCCCCAGCGAGUGGAAAUUCCCGCCGGAAUGCGCCCGAAAGUUCCGCAUCCUCCCGGUGGCUGUCUACUUGGAGCACUUUUCCAGCGAUCGGCGGCACAUGCGCAAAGCCGACAACACGUGGAACUCGCCGCCGCCGAGCUGGGAGCCCAACUUCCGCGUUGAGCUUGGUGAGCUU
Messenger RNA from Mesorhabditis spiculigera, 678 nucleotides. The record is from the annotation of a GenBank genome assembly. NCBI's taxonomy places the organism in Eukaryota, Metazoa, Nematoda, Chromadorea, Rhabditida, Rhabditidae.